Molecule: messenger RNA, 1125 nt
Organism: Spodoptera littoralis (African cotton leafworm)
Lineage: Eukaryota; Metazoa; Arthropoda; Insecta; Lepidoptera; Noctuidae
Source: the annotation of a GenBank genome assembly
AUGCGGGCUCAAAUAUUUUUCUGUUUCCUAUUCUGGGCGUCCGCCCAAGCCUUAGAUAGUGCAGAUAACAAAUUCAUGAAGGAUUAUGCUAUGCUAAAGAUCUAUGAAAGCUGCUUUGGCACUCAUCUUUUGAAACAAAUAACCAAAGAACUAAAAGACGCUUACGCAAAAUGUUCAACAGCGCCACCUAUGAAGGAACCUCUGAACUCACACAUACCGCCGUUGUUCUUAAGUAAACUGCCGCCUGGAUUCUCUAUGGACCCGAACUCGCAAACCAUCACAAAACCGCUAGAUGGCGCUAUACACAAUAAAGAUGACGAAGGAAAUAUUCAAGAUCAAGGACCUACACCACAAAAACAAACAAUGGGUGGUGUAUUAACUUUCAGGCCACAUGGGGGCCCAUUCCCGCAACCUCAGUCAGCGAUUCCACCCUACGUUGUACCAACACAGUUCCGUCCGUACAGCGCUAACCCUUACUAUCAGAUGCCCUACAAUGCACCUGUGUUCUACCCUCCGAACUUGCCCUACAACCCUUAUUUUGCACAACAACAGUACCAGCAACCCUUCUUUCAACAACAACAACCCUUCUUUGGGAAUAGUCGGAUGUCGCGCCACCUCGGUCUCCGCGCCCGCCUCGGUAUGAGCGCCCGUGCACAAGCCAGUCAGAACGUGACCUGUGUGAUGCAAGAACUGGGCUACAUCGACAGCAAUAUGGAGCCCAACUACGAACAGAUCACACAGAGGAUCAGCAACCUGCCCGUCUCCAGUGAGCUGAAGAACGACAUACAGGAGGGACUGCAGUUCUGUCAGAAGUUUUCGCAAUGUGUGCCAGAAGACAAGCGUGACAUAGUUCCACGUCCCCAGGAGCAGAUCAGAGCCAUCUUCUUCUUCCGUUGCUACAAGCACAAGAAGUUGGAGGCGUGCAUCAUGAAGGACAUCAAUGAGCAUUUCAACAAGGAGUACAUGUUCGACUCCGACACUGAUUUUGCCCUCUCCCGAUCAGCUCGCUCAAUCCGCGACGUUCCUCUUCGUGACCCAAGCAUCGAAGCUUUAGAGGAAAUGGAGGUAUACCUGUAUGACUACCUCAGUGGAGGUAGCGGGUUCGAUUUCGACCUGUACAUUUAA